CAUAAAAACAAAACCAUGGAGGGACUGAGCGGGAAUUGCUUUGCCUCUCAUUGCAGGGAUUUCAUCUCUCACCCUGCACUGGGACGCCACUCUGGGAAUCUCGCGAAUCACCAGAGUACAGUGUGCCCAGAUAUCACUGCACAACAUAUCGGCCGGCAGUGCCCUGCGCACCAGGCCUCGGGCACAUCACUGAGAUUUGGAAGUCCAUUUUAUGGAUGUCGUCUUUUGUAUCCUCACAACGUAAAUUUGCAACAGAAGGCAUAUUCCUAUCAUCCUGCCGAAAAAUGCAUGGAGUCAAGCAGUGCGCUGCCAGCUGACGAGCUUUCCAGUCGGUCCAAAGAAUUAGGUAUUUAUCCAAGUUUUGCCAGCUCUCAUCAGACAGUUCCCGGCUGUUUGGACGUCCCGGCUGUACCAGGAAUCAGUGCGCACCCAGAGUCACGGCAUGAAACUUUAAUUCCUAUGGGCAGGUAUCAGCACUGGGCAAUGUCGAACGGCUGGGAUGAGCAACUUUAUUGUUCUAAGGAGCAAACACAUUUUAACCACCUAUGGAAGUCCCAGUUUUCGGAUGUGGUGCCACACCAGAUCGAGAUUAAUGGGUUCCCUCGCGGUCGUAAGAAGAGAGUACCUUACAAUAAAAUUCAAUUAAAGGAGCUGGAAAAAGAGUACGCUGCCAGCAUGUUCAUCACCAAAGACAUGAGAAGGCGUAUCUCCGCCGCAACCAAUCUCUCGGAACGCCAGGUGACCAUCUGGUUCCAAAACCGUCGUGUUAAGGAGAAGAAGUUAGUGUGUAAAUCAAUGUUAAGCUCCCACUUGCAUGUAAAUUGAUCAUAAGUGGUGUUGUUAGCGCCAACAAGUUCUUUAUUAAAAAGAAGAAAAAAAAAAAUCAACACACUCAUGUCUAAUAAAAGUUGGCUUGCAGUUGCAUCGCAGUAAUAGAUAGGUUUAGGACAGUUAUCCCUC
This is a messenger RNA of Sinocyclocheilus rhinocerous, 960 nucleotides long. RefSeq names its product homeobox protein Hox-C13b-like. Gene Ontology annotation, molecular function: DNA binding; DNA-binding transcription factor activity, RNA polymerase II-specific. The record is from RefSeq and is a predicted model, not a curated record. NCBI's taxonomy places the organism in Eukaryota, Metazoa, Chordata, Actinopteri, Cypriniformes, Cyprinidae. The transcript is spliced from 2 exons. Bases 16 to 825 code for a protein of 269 amino acids. Gene Ontology annotation, biological process: regulation of DNA-templated transcription.